GUACUCAUUUGUUUGGGCUGCGCGCGACUCUUAUAAAGACAGAUACAAAUGCGGCGAAGUUGGCUGUUGAUGCGUGCAGGUGGUUAUGAUCUUGCGUUCCUGCCAUAACGAACGUUUAUUCUCUCUUAUAUGAUAAAGUUACAUCGUCCUGAACUCAUCUUUAGGGGGUUGCACGCGAGUUCAUCAUGAAUAUGCACUUUGAAGGGUCCAGUAACGUCACCCUGUUGUUUGAUUUCUGGAACGUGCACGGGCCUGCAGGGAUGGUGCUGUCAAUCUUUGUUGUUCUCCUGUUCACUGUGUUCUAUGAGCUUCUAAAGGUGUGGAAGAUCACCAUAGAAAAACAGACACAAUUCCCCAUUACACAGCCUUCUGGUCCAGUGUCAUUCUCUGCUGACCAAGCCUGCUUUGCUCCUGUCAUGGGGUGUCAAGGGGGAAGCUCAGAUCUGGCCGGCAGCCCUUCGGAGAUCUCAUUAGCUCCCACUGAGAGUACCACUGCCACUGAUAGCACAACAUCCACUGCUAAGAGUUGGCUUCUGCACGGCCUCCAGACUGCCAUACAUGUCCUGCAGGUGACACUAGGCUACAUGCUCAUGCUUUGCGUCAUGUCCUACAAUGUGUGGAUCUUCCUGGGAGUCAUUGUGGGCUCAGCCCUGGGAUACUUCCUGGCUUUCCCUCUCCUGAAUCACGUUUGAGAAGGCGUAAAGAUGAAGGAAUGUAAAACAAGACGCUACAGCCCGAAAAGCUUGCAAAUCUUAAUUUACUGAAAACUUCAGAUCACAAGCAAUGAGGAACUGUUUCGAUUUUGUUUAUGGUGCCAGAUUUGUGAACUUACAAGCAAAAUAGUUAUUGCUUUGAACAAUAAGAUGUGCACACCCUCAAGAGAUGUGACAUUAGGUAGUUUGAACAGUGAUGGAUUCAUGUUUCAACAAAAGUUUGGUGAGAACCAUCAUGAGAGAAUGGUGUGACAACAGGCUAGGCACAGUUUUGUAAAAGUGUUGGUUACAUUUUAAACCUCAUUGGCUGUGACUCGUUUGGAAGACUGCGUCCUCCGGAGGUCGCUCGCAUACGUCAUCGAGGCUGUCUCGUUUCAGAUAAGCGAGUAGGACAUUUCGGAUGCAGCCUUCAGUAUAUGAGGUGUAUCCUUCGUGGGCACUCACAACCCACAAUUAUUUGCUUCAACGGAAAUGUCUAAAAACAAAUGACGCCAAUUUGCCUGUUAAUAUGCUAUUCAAACGCAAGGCAUGUUCAUUCCCAAGUUGAAGUACCUGAGUAGAUGGGUGCAGAGUAUUAAUUAUAUUAAUAUAUAAUUAAAAUAACGUAUAAUAAACUAAAAGUACACCUGUAAAAUCUAUUUUCUUGUCUCUUUACAUCAUUUAUAACUCUCCUAAAAUGUACCUCAUGCAUUCCCUUUCAGCGGGACUUUGUUCCCUUCUCACUUAAAGCGCUCGCGCUUGUUAAAGAGUGACGUGCUGUCAUAGCAACCAUGUCAAGUUACAUUUCCGUUUCUCCUACGAAGACCGUCUCUAUUAAACAAGGCUUGUUUAAAUGAGGACACUUGGUAUACUGCAGCCUUCAAAGACCACGUCCUACCUAGCAUGCAGCCUUCCAAACGAGACACAGCCUUUUUUUUUUUUUCCCCCACACAUGCAUGUUGAAGUACUGCAAGAUUUGCUAAUUAAAGUUAAAGGAAUGUUCCGUGUUAUACUCAAUCGACAGCAUAAAUGGCAUAAUGUUGAUUACCACAAAAUGUAAUUUGAAUCGCCCCUCUUCUUAAAAAAAAAAAACAAAAUUCAAGGUUGCAGCGAGGCACUUACAAUGGAAGUGAAUGGGGCAAAUUUGUGGAGGGAAAUGUGAAGCUUACAAUUUUAUAAAAGCAUUUGCAUUAAUGCUUUUAAAACUUGUAUAUUACUUGAGCUGUAAAGUAUUCAUUUUAUGGUUUGUUGACAUUACAUCAUCUUGGUAACAAAUGUGUAAAAUUGGCUAUAACCUUACACAUAGGGUGGCAACGGUAUGAGAUUUUCACGGUAUGAUAACCAUCUCAUAAAAUAUCACGGUAUACCGUAUUACACAAUUACUAUUAUCAGUGAAAACAUAAGGGUUAUUUUAUUUAGCUAUUUAUUUUUGAGCAAACAAUUUAUUAUAAUUGAAACUUGAAACCAUUUAUUUUAUUGAAGUAUGUGUAAAGUACUUUUGAAAAUAAAAUAAAUGGAAAAAAUAAAAAAGCUAACAGAAUUAUAAUAAACCGAAUUAUAAACAUGAUAAAAAAUAGCAUGUAACUAUAACAUGUUGUAUAACUAAAGCAUUACAUGUUAAAUGAACUACUAAAUGAAAAAUAACAUCAGCUGUGUGAGAUUUUAAAGUAAUGUCCUAUGAUUAUUAACAGUUAACAUACAGGUGCACCACAGCGAAGCCAGACUGCUCCGGUCUGUACCUUUAACUCAGUGGUUCUCAACUGGUUUUGCUUCAGGACAGAUUUUACAUUGGACAUCAAGUGUCGACCUGCCAUAGAUUAAAUAAACAUAACCUGUAUUUAAUGUAUUCUGGAUUGCAUUUCCUUUUAUGUUGCAUAUUGUUCAUGGUUUUCCAGUACAAGGACAUGUACUGUUCAUUAUUUUUGUUGUUGAUGUCAAAAUCUACAGGAAGUUUUCUCUCCCCCUUUUAAAAAUUGAAGAGCAUAUUUAAUUAUAUGGGCCCAUUAUUAUCCCAUUUGUUACCUAAUAUAAAAUAUUUAUACACGUAUUACACAGAAGGAAAGGCUCCUCAUUACCAUGGUUAGGUCAGUGUGCAAGUCUUAAAUAAUAAUAAUAAAUUAAUGUAUUUAUGAAAAAUAAAUACUAUCUGAAACACAUCUUGAAACUUUAACUACAACUGCCACUGUUGAUAUAAAAUGAGGUCUAAUAGAUUCUACCUUUAGAUUAUUUCAUAUGAAACAAUCUAAAUUGUUUUUUGUCAAAAUAUAACUCAUGUAAAAUCCUGAAACAAAUUUGUAAAGGUGAUGGUGUGUAAUUAAUUAAUUUUUUGGGCGCAUAGCACUUGCUCUUUUCCUCCUCAGUGCUGCUUGUCAUGUCAGGGCUGCUACUGUUUGAGAGGUUCGAAUUGACAAUCUCCGUAACACUUUAAACUAAAGUGUUAAACUAGAAAAGUCUCGCUAGAAUUGAAAUUGGUCACAGUUUUGAUGUCUGCGCUCCGCAAUAUCGAGGGAAGCCCAGUUGUUGAACGCGCGCGCCAGAGGGAAGAGCAGAUCAUUAGCGCGAGCUCGUUACACUCGCGAAAGUGCAGAUGAGAAGUCUUUAGCUGUUUGCGAGAUUAUUAUUAAAUCUGCCUCGGCUGGUAAAUACUCGAUCACUUGGGCGGCCGCCGAAAUAUCUUCAAUGGGAGAAGUUAACAUGGCAUUGUUAUUUCCCUGCUGUCCGUGACCCAGUCCGAAUAGACCAGUUGAGAAACACUGCUUUAACUCACACACACACUCUCAUGUCAGACCCCCUCACCUCGCUUCUCUCUGACAUCUGCUGCGUGUGUGUGGUGGCGCAAGUUGACAAGUCUGACAGACAGUCGAGAAGGAGAUGCGCAGGCGCAUGUGAGAAUCUCCGUCUGGUUACAUUUUUUUCUCAAUACCGUAGAUAAACAAAAUGUACAUAGUAUGAUAACCGUCAAUUUUCAAACCGUGGUAUACCGCUGCAACCUUAGUUACACAUAAAAGGUUAGUAAGUGAUUUUAUCACACUAGAAUAAUUUUUACACGCAUAUCCUUUGUCUUCUAGCUAUGCUUUUAAAUCGGUAAGUAUUUAAAAAAAAUAAAUUAACCCAGAUUUAUAUAAGAAAAUGAGGGAUGAGUCAAAAUCAGUUUUUGUGGUAAUCUGCCACAAAUGCUGUCUAUUGAGCUUGACUUGUAUUGAACCCAGCAUAUUCCUUCAAGCUGGUGUUUGGUGGGAAAUUACACAAGUCUUAAACCAUGUGAUGUUUGUAGUAGACUUCCUAAAUGAGUCAAGAUCAGGCACACUGGAAAUUACAUCGGAAAGGGAACACAAAGUAUAGGUUGAAAAUGAGAUACAAAUCAUGGUUCAAUCCAUGGUUUGUGCAAUGGUUCAUUUCUAAAAGAGAGAUUUGUGUUUGUGGAAUGUUUUAAAAUGGGUUUACAUGUCUAAAUCAAAUAAAUUGUUGAAACAGUCUUGGAUUAAUCUGUUGUAAUGCAAAGUUGUACCACACAGAUUUUAAUUCAAUGUUUCACACAAAGGCUUUACAACAAAUUAAAAUUUUAUAUAGAAGAAUACAUCCGGUCAUUGAAUUGGGGAGGUCAGGUCAAAUGUAAUCAUUAAUCACCAUUCACUUUCAUUGUAUAGAAUCAAAUACAUUUUGGGUGAAUGAUCCCUUUAAUAUGGACAGACAUUUACAAUGGUUUCAGGGGUGGGUCUAUGUCUGCUUUUUACAAUCUUGUACGAAUAGGACAAUUUUAUGGACUAUAAUUUUGUAGCAUAUUUGUUAAAUCAUAAUAACUUAAACUUAUUCAACCUGCAAAACAUUUUCAAAAUAAUUGGGAUUUAUUUUUCCCACUGCUGACUUACAAAAGAAUAAAAGCAGGGUGUAGAAAAUGUCACACUGAACACACUUCAUUUUAAUGAAAAUAUGUUUCUGUGGGGCUUAAGCAAUGUUGCUGCAUCAGUAGUUUUACAUCAAAACUAAAUCAGAAUGUUUCAAAGUAAACAAGUGGAUGUGAAAUAAAUUAAUAGACUUCUAUCAAAUCUGAACUGUGAAACUUUUUAAACAGACAGCUGCAAUAAUCCAAUCCUCAACAUGCAUUGAAGAUUGAACAACUAACAGUUUACUUCCUCUGUUACACACAAACACAGGUGGAGGACGCACAGCACUCCAUGAAAGGUCACAGCAUGUGUGAUUGCCAACUAUAAAACAUUCUAGAGGCACCGAAGGCAUAUUAUGCGAUCUGUAUUAUGCAUGGUAUGCACAAUGCGUUCUAAAGCAGUAAGGUCACUUUGUAUUUUUUAUAAACCCAAAGUAAUCAGACGAAUAAAAUCAUACACUUUAAUUUAUUAGGAAUGCAUUCACACAAUAAUUUUGUAAGUCCUCAACUAUGCUCAUUCAUACCUAGUGUUUGAAUAUAUCCACAGCAAAGGGAAUUAAAAAAAACAAAAACUAUUUGGUUUAAUGUAACUAGCAGCUGGCCCCAAAUAUCACUGAAGUUUUCUACAACUCAGAGAUCCUCUCUAAUGCACAAUGCUACUUUGCAUAUACGAGUAGUCAGGUGGAGUCUAUUUAUACAUCUGCAUUAGCUCAGAAGUCUCCUCAUGACAGAAACUGGAAUAAUACUAACAACCCUCGCUGAUGUCAAGGGAUGAAGGAAUGCCCCCCGCAACCAAAUGUGAUGAUUUGCACAGAAAUAAGGAAAUACAGAGCUGUAAAGGGCAUUAAUAAAUCAUAUUGUGAAACCUCUGCCACAUAUAAUUAUUACUGUGGGAGUCAUGAGUAAAUAAAAAGGAUCACAUUUUAAAGGCACAAAGGUGUCAUAUACAUGUAUACAUGAUAGAAUAAUCUAUACACACACACACACACACACACACACACACACACACACACACACA
This is a messenger RNA of Xyrauchen texanus (razorback sucker), 5593 nucleotides long. Its product is annotated as probable low affinity copper uptake protein 2. Gene Ontology annotation, cellular component: membrane. The transcript is spliced from 4 exons. Bases 186 to 692 code for a protein of 168 amino acids. The record is from RefSeq and is a predicted model, not a curated record. Gene Ontology annotation, molecular function: copper ion transmembrane transporter activity. Gene Ontology annotation, biological process: copper ion transmembrane transport. NCBI's taxonomy places the organism in Eukaryota, Metazoa, Chordata, Actinopteri, Cypriniformes, Catostomidae.